UUUAGAUCUUCGAAUAUUAAAUGUAAUUUGCCCCAUAUCCAGUUCAGUCUAAUUGUCUCAGCAUCGGGUUCAGUGAAUUGUUCCUGUAUAAGGCUCUAUGAAAUUAGUCUCCAUAAAUUUCUCCAAACAAUUCUCUCGGUUUCAUUCAAAAUAAGCUUCCCAGUAUCAGGCUAAAUGUAUGACGACAACAUGUAACUCGGGAUCAAACCAACCAUAUUACCUGUUGCCCCACCGAUGGCCAUUAGUACCAUUCUGAUCAAUGGUCAGUUAGCUUUUGCGAGACUGGUUGUAGGUUAUCGAUGAUGGAGUAACUUCCGUGUCUAUUGAUCCUAUGAUCAACACUAUAUAAUUAACCCCGGUGGUAAAUAUCAGCUCCUGAAGGACGGUCAGGCCGACCUAUUACUGGAAUAACUCUACAUCAUUAAUAUUUUAAUCCUCAGAUUGAUUAUACAAUUAUGCCAGCCUUUUAUUUUUCAUCUUUGAAAUUGGGUUACAAAAAAGCGUUUUAUAAAUACACCUUUCUGGCUGCUUUGAGAAUGCAAAAUGUCGCGUCGAUUCAUAUUGGAGCUAUACAUGUAUUUAAUUGAUUUUUCCUUUCUAGAUGUAUUGGUCUUUAUUUCAAUGGGUCCGUCAGAUUUUCCUCUGAAAGAAGUAAUUACUAAAGUUAAAUGCCUUGAGAUAUAAUUGCAAAUAUUCAAUAUUUAACGGGGUAUAUUGGGCCCAUAUUUUGUUGGGUGAUCAUCUGUAGAUUUUAUUUACGUCCAAAUCGCACCGAAUCGCACAGAGAUUUAAGGUAACAUAAAACAUACAAUCGAAAACAACACAGGUAUACGUGAUACUUAAAUUCUUGACACGGGUUUGGGGUUUUAAAAUUCUGCUGCAUAUGAAUCAAAGAUAAUGGAUACGAGUAGAAUUAAAAUAAAGUUUUUAGCUUACAACAAUACAAAAGACCUAAAACCAAAUCGGUGUUCAGAGCAAAGGGCGCAUUAAACACUUAUUCUGAAUGCAGCGGUCAUUAUUGUUAAAACCGACUGGAUUGUGUGAGGUGUGAUUUGGUUAAUCCCGCUGGAAGACUUCAAUAGUUGACCUCACGUCUUGUUCCAAUUCUACAAUAUGGAACUAAAAACUUGCUCCAACUCUAAGAAGAGAAUUGAAUAUGAGGGCCCAGUAUUUCCCAUGGAAAGAUGAAACUGUGUGAAUUGAUAUUUAAUAUCUAUCGUUGGAUUUGAUUUUUUCGAUCAGUGCAUUGAACUUAAAACAAUAGGCAAGGGCGAUUAACACGACAGAAUUGUGUUUCUAUCACUUGGCAGUUUAAACCUUUUGUUUUGUCUCAAUAUGAGAGGAGAUCUUUAUCUCAGCAACGAGCAGGAUGCUCUUUAAAUUAUGGCCAGACAGACCCUUGAAAAACGGGUGUUAGGGCGAAGAGAGAGACCAUUGGCAAUAGCUCGUUAUUCCAUUCAGAAGAAUGUACUCGGCAAGACAGAGGGAGUCUAUGAAAACUCCGAAAUUUCAGCGACUAAAUGGCUGGGAUCUUCCUGUUGGAAAUGACCCUUUAGACAUAGUUGCAUGGACGAGUCUUCAAACUGCUCUACACUCAAAGAAAGACCGAAAGAAAUCAAAAUCUCCUGCAGAGGAUUUAACCCACAAACAUGUUCCAAACUACCGUUGUUCAGCAUUAGAGGAACCAACAGAGUUCGAGCGGAAUAGCCUGCACCGAAGACUCUUUGUAAAAGAAGCAACAGCGACAGAACAGUCACAAGUUAGACCGAUAAAGCGGUCCAAAACAACCCUAUCACUGACCACAGUCCGAACCAAUCAAAGUACUGUACUGCAGAAAGUCGUCGAUGUGACGGAGGAGAGCUACAAGGAAACAACAAAAUCAAGAGACGAUAUUGAUGUACUUACUAGAGUUGUAGAAAAAGAGGUGGAAAGCAAAAAUGAAACUGUUCCUAAGCGGAGUCGGAGUGUUCCGGUGCCUUUUAUACCGGACCGAUCGGAGCAAGGCCCGUCCUUCCGGCGGUUAUUGUAUUACGCGCGAAAAUACGGAUCAAAAGACAAUCCAGUGGAAGAGGAAGACGAAGGUUAUGGGUCCAAAACCCCGAGCGCAGAGGAUAAAGAUGUCACUAGUCUUUUUGAGGGUUUCUCGGCCCAAGGUUUUCGAGAAGCUUCUUUAGACAAUAAUGGACAUAUGGAGAAGGGUAAGAAAUUCGCAAAAUUCUUAUAUACGCAUCAAAUUCCUAGAGCAACGUCAUUGUUUGAAGAGUCAGAGGACGACAGAGCCAAUAGAUUUGGUAGACAGAGUCUGAAGUAUUACAAGACAGGAUAUGUAGAGGAAAAAGAAAGUUUGUUUGUGAGGAGAAUGUUAACUAGAUCACACUCGAGUGUAGGUCAGUAUGAGAGUUCUUCAUUUCACAAUAUUGAGGACAUGAAACCUGCCAUUGUUCCCAGAAAAAUCACCAUUCAAAACGCGCAGGAGGAUGAGACAACACCAAGAGGCGAACAACCCGCCGCCGCCUUAGAAAAGAAAACGUUUUACGAACCGCACAAAACUGUAGUGAAACAAAAUGCAUUUGCUCAAAGUCAAAGUGACAGGCCGCAAUACCCGGUGAAUUGCACGAGCCCAGAGUUCAAAUUUGCACACUUACCACAACGGCCAACGUCGAAAAAACAGCAGAGAGAUGCAAACCCUUCCAGCAAUACGAGGAAAGGUUUGACAGAAUCCGCCAAGAAACGUAGGACCCCUAGUUUUGAAUUGUUCAGGGCCCACACCAGUGUCUGUAUGCCGUUAGGAGAUCUGCUACCAGCAGUCGAUCGAAGUCUGAAAAAAGUAAGCGCUUCAAAGUCCAAACAGAACCAGUCAUCUCAGGUAUCACAGUCCAUGCCAGAAUCACUUAGUUCCAUAUUGUCCGUCCGGAAAUCUUACGACGAGGUCCAGCAGGCAGGACUGGAGUAUAUCAUGAACAAACACGGAAAGGGAAUUGUAUCGCCACCAUUUCGAAAUUCAAAUGCCACAACAAACACAGAGCCCACUACCAACGUUAAACCAAUGUUGGAAAAACCAGUGAAACCUCAGAACACAACGCCAUCUAGAAUCAGCCUCGACGAUUUUGCAUCCGUGUCCUCGCUAUCGACGUCAAGAGAGGAAAACAAAGCGAAACCAACCCCAGCCACAUCGAACACCCCCAGCAAGCAGCGGGAGGGGGUCCCGUCUCUAGCGCUUAGCAUGUCGGGAAUUGAUAUCGAAAUAAAACACGGGAUUAUUGAUAAAAACUUGAAGGCCAUCGGGAAGGUACGGUUUACCGCCCAUCCGGACAAAGACACGAAGAAAAAACUGCGGGACGCUUUCUCCCGAUUUUACAAUAAACAGCCCUAUGGCGCCAAUUCCCCCGGCAACAACUGGACAGAGGAGCUGAAAUUUAUGUGGAACACGUGACUCAUGUCUUUCAUUUGAAUCUCCUAUUUUCAUGAAUAUUUAUUUUAUUUUAAUUAUUAUUUAUUUGUAUUUUAUUUAUUAUUAGAUCAUGAAUAAAUUAUUACGUUACUUUU
This is a messenger RNA of Magallana angulata, 3546 nucleotides long. RefSeq lists its product as uncharacterized. NCBI's taxonomy places the organism in Eukaryota, Metazoa, Mollusca, Bivalvia, Ostreida, Ostreidae. The record is from RefSeq and is a predicted model, not a curated record. Bases 1466 to 3433 code for a protein of 655 amino acids. The transcript has 9 exons.